Molecule: messenger RNA, 1206 nt
Organism: Dovyalis caffra
Lineage: Eukaryota; Viridiplantae; Streptophyta; Magnoliopsida; Malpighiales; Salicaceae
Source: the annotation of a GenBank genome assembly
AUGUCUCCAGCCCAACAAAAAUUACUCAUGCUGAUCGUUGUGGGGCUGGGUGUUGGCAGUGAGUUUUGGCGGUUAGGGUUUGGUAUUGAGGAGGGUAGAGAGGCUGUUGACGUGGAAGGCGUGAGAAAGUCAAUUUCUUUCUUUGUUCUUUUCAGUGCAUCAUUGAGAAGGAGAACUGCUUCAAGCAACCCAGAGAGAGAUAAAGAUCCUGGAUUUGAGAAUAAUACGGUUGCAUUCUUUUCAUUUCAGUCAACCUUCCUGAGCAGUGUUAAGAAUGUUGUCACACUGCGAGAGCAUAUUGAGCAACUUUCUACAGUCUAUGCCAAUCUUACUGCUAUUAAGGGUUCAGCAGAUACCGAAAUUCUUUUCUCAAAGUCAUUGUUCUUCAUCAGCAUUGGUAGCAAUGAUCUUCUUAGUUAUUACCAUUCAAACACUAGCUUACCCAAGCAAGAGUUCUUAUCUGCUUUGGAACAUGAAUAUGAAAAACACUUGAAGAAUCUACUUAAGCUUGGAGCAAGAAAGAUUGGCAUUAUUAGUGUUACACCAGUUGGUUGCUGCCCAUCUCAAAGGGUUUAUAAUGAAAGCGAGGUCUGUUUGGAGAGCUUGAAUGACCUUUCUUUAGAUUUUCUUCCAACAACCAAAGCCUUCUUGAUGAAGCUCAGCUCAGAAUAUACAGUUUUAAAAUACUCACUUGGAAUCACAUUUGAGAUGACCAUCAAUGUGAUAGCCAACCCUCUUCUAUUCGGGUUCAAGGAGGUGCAAACUGCUUGUUGUGGAGUCAAGAGGUCAGCUAAGCUAAUGGGAUUCAAGAGAAGCCCACUAACUUUCUUUGGUCUCGCUGCCAAUCCAAAAUUGCUGAAAAGGGCUUGCUUCAGAGGAGUAAAUUUUGCCUCUGGAGGGUCUGGCAUUCUUGACAAUACAGGGCAAACAACGCAAUUAAGUACAGUUGAGUUAACCAUUCCAAAAUCUUCGAAACACUUGUCAGGAUUCAAGGAGGUGCAAACUGCUUGUUGUGGAGUCAAGAGGUUCAACGGUGAAGGCAUUUGCGACAACAAAUCUAACCUCUGUUCGAAUCGCCAUGAGUACUUGUUCUGGGAUUUAUUCCAUCCUACAAUGGCUGCUUCAAAAUUGGCAGCUCUAACCCUUUAUGCUGGUGAACCACGAUUUGUAUCCCCAAUUAAUUUCAAACAGUUGGCCGAGGCUUGA